Manduca sexta (tobacco hornworm) is the source of this 1236-nucleotide messenger RNA. RefSeq names its product lipase 1. The coding region runs from base 18 to 1220 and encodes 400 amino acids. Lineage: Eukaryota; Metazoa; Arthropoda; Insecta; Lepidoptera; Sphingidae. The record is from RefSeq and is a predicted model, not a curated record. The transcript has a single exon. Gene Ontology annotation, molecular function: hydrolase activity, acting on ester bonds.
AGAUUCAAGAUCCAAAAAUGUCUGUUAAAACAUUAGGUCUAUUUGUAACAAUAUCUAUUAUAAUCAAUAAAUCGUUUGCACAAAUAGCGAAUAUAACUACGACAUUAUCGAACGUUGCAGAAGAUGGUUUGUUAAACUUUACGGAACUAGCCGAAAAAUAUGGAUACCCGGCUAAUGUACACGAUGUCACCACAGAAGAUGGAUACAAAUUGAAGCUUUUCAACAUUCCUGGAGAUAAGAGUAGACCAGUUCUACUAGUUCACGGAGUAUUUGGGACCGCUGAUGACUACAUCAUCAGAGGAAAUUCGUCUUUAGCCAUCAUUCUGGCUAAGCUUGGGUUUGAUGUCUGGGCUAUGAACGUCAGAGGAUGCAGGUACUCUAGAAAUCAUCGGUUUUAUAACCCAGAUAACGGGAAGGAUUUUUGGGACUACAGCGUCCACGAACUCGGGGUUUAUGAUCUAGCAUCGAACGUCGACUACGUCCUGAACGAGACGGGUCAGUCUCAACUCAGCAUUGUAGGAUUCUCAGAGGGAACUACUAUGACCAUUGUUCUGGGUUCAGAAAAACCUGAAUACAACUCUAAAAUUAAGGUGUUCAUAGCACUGGCUCCGAUAUGUCAUUUACAGAAUGCAGUCGGACCACUGGCUUCUUUAAUACGAGUUGGCACGUUCCUCGAUAGAUUUUUGGCUAUCUUCAAUGUAGAAGAGGUUCUUGGCUACAGUUCUGUAGCGAAGGGUAUCAUGAACUUACUCUGCACUCAAUUGCCCAUAAGUUUUCAAUUGUGCAUGGACGGGACGGUAGCACCGCUCAUUGGUGCAAACUCUGAUGACAUAGAAAAGGAAUUCUUUCCCAUAGCAAUAGCUCACUUCCCAGCAGGUACAUCUAGAAAGAAUCUGGUACAUUUCGCCCAGAUUGGAAGUAGUAAGAUCUUCGGUCAGUUCGACUACGGGCGCCCGAAGAACUACAAUAUGUACAAGUCUUUUACUCCGCCAAACUACGACCUGAGUAAAGUGACAAUGGACGUGGUGCUUGUAUCGGGGAAGAAUGACAGGGUUUCGACUCUUGAGGACACGGAGUUGCUGAAGGAGAAGUUGCCAAAUGUGAAGGAGCACAUCAUCUUGCAGCCGGAGAGUUUCAACCACCUGGAUCACAUGUGGGGCCGUAGCUGCUCCGAAGUAUCUUACCCUUAUAUUGUGCAGAUUCUGGAAAGCUAUAAUUAAAUUACAUUUUAAUGAA